AUGUCCCAACCUACACGAGCGACAAUAACAGUCGGUGCUGCAGAAGAUACUAUAUGCCGGGAACUAGUGUCUGGCAACAAGAACGCAGUCGAAGUAACCGGACUCAGUGGUCUUCCUAGAUCAGGAAAGAUAACAUCGCUAAACGAAUCGAAGUAUGAUCUAGAGGCUGGACGCCGCGCUUUACAUGCAGGCUCAGAGACCGUUGCGAAGAUGAUUCCUGGAGGUCUAGAGGCCCCAUCCUUGGUACAUCGCAAAAAGCGAAGAUGUAAUUCCGCAGCAAUCGCCUUGCUGUCUAUUUCCCUCGCACUCACUGCGGCAGCCUCUUUGGAUCCAUCUCUAAGUCACUCUGUUGCUCGUCCAACUAUCUCUUCCGUACCACUUCAACUCGACAGUGUUAUCUGCUUCGCCUACAAAAAGAGUUUGUUCACAAAUAUGGCAAGUGGCACGUCUAGCGACUCCGAUUUUGAAGGCGUCGAGAUGUCAACCACAUCGACAGUGCCUAUCGACCCGGACUCUGUCACUACAAGCUCACUGCACGCUUUACAGUCUGCAGAUCAGCGGAAAGUUAUGGAUAUCGUAGACAAGCUGCGACGUACAGGUCUCAGUGGUAUUGUGGAACUACCCCAGCUUGUAGUCUGCGGUGACCAGUCAUCCGGUAAAAGCUCUGUACUUGAGGCUAUCACCGAGAUUCCGUUUCCUCGUAAGGAAAACCUGUGUACGAGAUUUGCGACUGAAAUCAUCCUCCGUCGUUCUGCAUCGUCCACCAGCACAAUCACGAUCACUCCAGACAAGCUUCGCCCAAAGUCGGAGCAAGCCAAGCUCAAAUCGUUCAGCAAGUCCAUGAACGACUUCAGUCAGCUUCCAGAUGUGAUCGAAGAGGCGACACUAGCGAUGGGCCUAGGGGUUGUAGGUGGGAUCAAUUCAAGGGCAUUCUCUCGUGAUGUGCUGUCGGUCGAGAUCACUGGUCCAGCCAGGCCUCAACUUACUCUCGUGGACCUUCCGGGUCUCAUCCAUGCAACCAACAAAGCACAGACAGAGAUCGAUAAAGAGCUGAUCCUGAACCUGGUUAAGGAGUACAUGAAAAACCCGCGUACCAUCAUUUUGGCAGUGGUGAGCGCAAAGAACGAUUACGCUAAUCAAAUUAUUCUGGACCAUUGCCGCAAGAUCGACGACCAGGGUCGUCGUACCCUUGGCAUCGUCACCAAGCCUGACUUCCUCCGUGAAGGCACUGAUAAUGAACUGACCUGGAUCGAGUUGGUCCAGAACAAGGAUAUUUACUUGGAGCGCGGUUGGCACAUGCUUAAGAAUCGUGGUGAUAAUCAGAUGAAGUUCUCCUUUGAGCAACGCAACGCAGACGAGGACAUGUUCUUUAACAAGGGCCGCUACGCGGACCUACCCCGUGAGUGCGUUGGCAUUAACUCCUUGCGCGAGCGUCUCAGUAAAGUGCUACUCAAUCAUUUGAUCAAGGAGCUUCCUUCUUUGAAGGACGAAAUAGUUCACAAGCUUCAGGGUACAAUUGCAGAGCUUGUGAAGCUAGGCGACAAGCGCAACACCACUCAUGAGCAGCGCAUGGUUCUGAUGAAGAUCAGCAUGCGCAUCAGCGACAUCUUGAAUUCUGCUACCAAGGGCUAUUACGAGUCGUCGUUUUUCGGACCAAUCAACAAGGACGCUGCUGUUGAUGCAUCCGAGAAUAUCCGCCGCUUUCGAGCUGUGAUCCAACACCUCAACAUCACCUUCGCCAACGAUAUGCGCUUGAGGGGUCAUAAAUACGCAUUCGGAGCCGGACCUGGUGACGGAGAGGGAGAAAUCAAAGAGGAUAUAAAAGCGCAGGAAGAGCUUGGUAAUCUCGAUGAACACCGGGAGCUCAUGUCUCUUCCCAAGCCCACGAAGCUUACACGUCAAGAAGCCAUCGACUGGGUCAAGAAGACUUUGGAGCGCUCCCGUGGCUACGAGCUUCCUGGCACAUUCCAGCCAAUGCUGAUAUCACAGCUUUUCUGGGAGCAGUCCCAGCCAUGGGAGCAGAUUGCUUCUCAGCAUAUUAACACGGUUGCGACUGCUUGUAAGGAGUUCAUCGAUGUGGUUCUCCGGGAUGCCGCUCCAUCUGAGUUCAAGGGCCGGCUUACAACUCUGUAUGUGGAUGGUGCAUUAAGCAAAGCUCUUACCGGCGCGGAAGAAGAACUGCACAAGGUCCUAAAGGACAAAACUCGCCAUCCAACUACUUAUAACCACUACUUCACUACCACGGUACAGAAGAUGCGUCAACGCAAACACGAGAAAAUCACGAAGAAAGCCUCAGAAGCCUCACAAGUCAGCACGUAUGAUCGCUACAACGACAUAAGUACGCAUAUUGACCCUGGAAAGCUCUCAGAGGCCAUGAAUAAAGCGAUCGAGCUGGAUAUGGACGUCUUCUCAAGCCAGGAAGCUCUUGAUAUUGAGCGUGCGUUCUACAAAGAUGAGAUGAAGUACUUCGUCAACGCCGUCACUAAGGCUGUCAUUGAGCGCCACUUGGUCGAACCCCUCCCUGAAAACAUUCUUUCGCCUCUAGUAGUGACACAAAUGACGGAGAAAGAAAUCGAGUUCGUCGCUGCUGAGCCUCCUGAGAUCAUGCAACAGCGCCUUCGUCUGGAGUCUAGGAAAAAUAUGUUGGAGAAAGGCCUAGAAACGUUCAGAAAAGCUAUGGGUGGACUGAAGCGCUAGCUAUAUCAAACGGACAUAUCUGAUCUGAAUUUUUCGUAAUGUAGAAUAUGCUACGCUUCACUCGAGGCAGAAAAGUGACUGAAAGACUCACCGGCAGUACACUAGUAUCAUUGAUGCACAACGGCCAUCUCUGGGGCACUAACGUCCCUCCCUAUGUCGCGAGAAACCCUGCGUGCCGAGAUGCCUUCAACACUUUCAAUCACAACAAAUUGUUCUGGGGUCUGAGAACUUUCAAUCUCUCGGGAUAUGGACUCCAUAUCUUGUACUGCAC
Messenger RNA from Pseudovirgaria hyperparasitica, 2968 nucleotides. RefSeq lists its product as uncharacterized. The coding region runs from base 1 to 2697 and encodes 898 amino acids. NCBI's taxonomy places the organism in Eukaryota, Fungi, Ascomycota, Dothideomycetes, Acrospermales, Acrospermaceae. Gene Ontology annotation, molecular function: microtubule binding; GTPase activity; GTP binding. The transcript is spliced from 4 exons. The record is from RefSeq and is a predicted model, not a curated record. Gene Ontology annotation, cellular component: membrane; cytoplasm; microtubule.